CGAGUCACACCGUUCGUUAGCACUGACACGGUCAGAGCCGACCAGGUCAAGAUGGGCAUAUAUAACAAACAGUGGACGUGAAACGCAAGUAUGAACCAGCAUUUUUCGUGACGAGAUGGACCAUGACCAUGGCACUGUAAACAUGACCAUGGAAAUGAAGUAUCCCGACCAUGGCCAUGGCAUGGUAAUGCCCGCCGUUUUCAUUACCGGAACGCACAUCACGCUGUUCUUCAACAGUUGGAGAACCUCAUCGCUGACCUCAUACCUCCUUGCACUAUUCCUUCUCUUUGUAUUGGCCUUGUUCAAUCGCUUCCUUGGGGUCCUGAAACUCCAACUCGAUGCCAGAAUUGAGACACCUCUUGUUCCCAAUGUCCCCAUUACAGCCCCUCCACCCGCAUUGAGACGGCAUCCUCUCAUUCCGAAGAACCACGCGAGUCCUCUCCCACGCUAUGUGAAGAGUCACAACGCCCACGACGGCGACCACUUCCCACCGGCACCCUUCUCGCACGCGCAAUCCGAGGAAUGGAAUGAGUUCAUCUCGGGCCGACCCACAAAACCACAAGGACCAACUGUACGAUUUCUCCGUGCGCUCUCUGGUACAUGGACAACGAGAGAACCUUGGAACUGGCGACGGAGGAGUCUCCGUUCAUUGCUGGAGGGAGCGCGGGCGUUGAUCGGUUAUAUGCUAAUGUUAGCAGUUAUGACUUUCAACACCGGGGUGUUGUGUGCGGUAAUCGGCGGGAUUAUUGUCGGCGAGUUGGUUCUGGGUCAGUAUGCGCAGUCGGGUUGGCAGGAUGGAGCAUGUCAUGAUGUCAGCUCUGACGACAAAGAGAAUCAGACUGAUGCCAGCUCUGACCUGAGUGAGAUCUUUUCAGACAAUGGCUCUGAUAGUGACUCCACCAGUGACCUGGAACUUGAUAGUGAGGAUUCAGAUGAUGAAGAUGAAGAUGAACCCAAUGACAAUAUCUCCAAUGAUGAGGGCCAGCUGCCUCCUGAACACUAUUUGGCCCAAGUGGAGAGCUUGAAUGUCUCUCAGCUUCGACAGAAGCGGUACAGCGACGCCACUCAGGAAAGACUUGAUGAGACGUGCAUGUACUGGAAUAGGUAGAUAACUCUCUUAGCCAUCAAAUCAUGUUGAAAGCUCACUGGUGGCUUCCUGGUAGAUAUUGUCGGUAUAUUGGUGUUGACCCGGUACAGCACUGGCAAUGGAUCUCAGACUCAGAUGAGACGGUCCAUUUCCUGUAUGCAUUUUUUGGCUGGCGGUGUGACAUCCAUUGUGGCAACUACCAGAUUUUUUGAUUAUUGUCGAGGCUCUCGUGACAUCGGCCGACUGCACGUACUGACCAGUGCAUAUCUUCUUCAGAAGACGGUGAAACACGACUUUGAGGAACCGAGUACGCCAAGUAUCCAUUUCUUCACGGUCCUCCAGUUGUAAAAGUAGCCUGUAAGACUCAGCUAUGGGAUGAUCCAAGUUGAGAUCGAGGGCGUCCUCCUCAGUGAAAAAGCUAUGAAUGUUGUCUUUCCAUUGUGGGAUAAAUUUCAUCAAGUUCUCAGG
Molecule: messenger RNA, 1555 nt
Organism: Aspergillus glaucus CBS 516.65
Lineage: Eukaryota; Fungi; Ascomycota; Eurotiomycetes; Eurotiales; Aspergillaceae
Gene: crmD
Product: putative copper transporter crmD
Exons: 3
Coding region: 116-1108 (330 amino acids)
Biological process (GO): intracellular copper ion homeostasis; copper ion transmembrane transport
Cellular component (GO): plasma membrane
Molecular function (GO): copper ion transmembrane transporter activity
Source: RefSeq, a predicted model, not a curated record